Molecule: messenger RNA, 1953 nt
Organism: Fusarium musae
Lineage: Eukaryota; Fungi; Ascomycota; Sordariomycetes; Hypocreales; Nectriaceae
Exons: 1
Coding region: 1-1953 (650 amino acids)
Source: RefSeq, a predicted model, not a curated record
AUGGCCGACGCGGAGAGGGACCGCCUUGAUCUUUCCUCCAGGAUAGAGCGUCUGGAAAUGGCCAAGCAGGAAUUAGAGGCUGAGAAUGCCCUGAAAAUUGAGGAGAAUCGUAAUCUCCUCGACCAGCUUGAACAGCUCAACAACACCGUCUCCGAAUCCGAUACAAAGAUCAAAGCACUCGAAGCAAGUCUGCUGUCGUCCCAACAAGCCGUCCGAAGACUCGAGUCUGCUGCCCUGCGAGCCGAAGAUGCUGAGAGGCACAUUUCCCUCUUGGAACUCGAACAGGACGAUCUCUAUCACGAAUUGAGGUCGACGAAAGAAGAUGCUCGAACACAUGCACAGCGUUGCAAGGAGGCGCAACGCGGUAUCAUGGAUAUGCAGGAUCAGCUGGAGAGGAUGGAAGAGGAAGCUCGAGAGGAGCGACAAAGACAUGCCGAGGUUAUUGGGCGAAUGGAGCGUCAACGUCAAGUUGAGAAGCAGCUCAAUACAGCCGCCGGUCGUCUAAAAGGUGCAGCUGCAUCAAAGACACUGCAGGAACCCAAGCCAGGAAAUUCUGUCGUCAAUCAUUUCGUUCGGGAUCUUCUUCAAGACAAUGCCAAUCUACAGCUUGGCAUGGCUGAGCUACGGGAGAUGCUUCUCAAUUCGAACGAUGAGAUUCAGUCUCUGCGAGAACAACUUGUCACCCACCAGCCAAUCGCCGAUAGCAGUAUGACUCUCAAAGACGAACUCGAGGCUUAUGAGCCGCCUACGACUCCUCGAAUUUCGCAAGAGCUCCACAUCCACCACCAUUAUCACGUUUCAGCCAAGGCCGACAAACAAAAAAUGAGGCGGAAGCGUGCGAGCUUGAAUUCUAGUAUAUUUUCAGCUUCGACAAGUUCUGGCACAUCAACCCCAAGAAAUUCCGCUCGCUGGAGCUUGGGGCCUGCCCUGCCUGCCCUCGCUUCCAUCAACACCAAAGAACCCAACUCUGUCAUUUCGAUGCCCAAACAGAGAUGGUCCAUGCUCUCAGAGCAACCUUCUGAAAUCGCAUCGUCCGUUCCAAGUUCACCACGAUCGAAUCUGCGUAACUCGAUGUUUGACUCGAAUUUUGGCGACAGCGAUUAUCCAAUGUCGCCAGCUACGAGCUUUGACCCCAUGUCGCCCACCUGGCGGACGCACCGUAAAGGCCCGUCUGACAUUUCGGCUUUCAGCCUUCAAGCACCUUCCCUCCAGCUUGAUCCAGGCACGCCGCCUCAAAACUCGCGUCAAUUUAAUGAUGAUGUGAUACAUGAGGAGGAUGAAAAUGAGGGCGAGGAGGUCAUGUCUCGAACCGAGACACCCGAUCUCGGCAACACCCCGUCAAUUGACGAGAGCUCAAUCGUCGAGAGCUCUGAGGACAAUAGAGACGAAUACAUGCCGCGUCCAAGGAUUCAUCGAGCUAUUUCUCACGAAUCCAUCAUGUCUCUUACCGGCGGCCUUGACAUUCACACGCUCAAGGCUCGGCCUAGCCAGCUCACCCUUCGACCACUUGGUGGCGCUGAAGCUGUCGUCACGGGCGUCACAGCGCAGCCCACACUGUACAGAGGUGCAGCCAAGCGAAGCACCGCUGCCCUCCGAGACACUUUCGCUGGUCUUCCCGCAAGUAGAACUGUGUCCAACCCACUUAACAGGCCUGGGUCAAACAGAUCUGCGUCGCCAGCUCCUUCGGACACCCCCCAAGGGAGCCCCGCCGGAGGAAUAGGAAAAUGGGUUGGCUGGAGGCCUUGGGCUUCGGGCAGUAGUGAAAAUGCCCCUCCAAAACCUGCGGAGAAGGAAAAGGACAGGAAUAUUAACCGGACGCCGGGUAUCAACCAGCCCGGGUCGAUUCCUGGCUUUCAUCAAUACUGGGCUGCUCAGAAACGAAAGGGCGCGCCCGCUCAGGUCACUACCGUUGAUGUUGAUCGUGAGGCCCUGGUAGAAGGCUUACAGGACUGA